UGCACUUCGAAGCUUCAUCACAAAGCCAAUAGUAGACUUCAAGUUUGUUUUGAGUUGGACGUCUUGUUUUCAAGCAGAACAAUACGAAAGAAGUGUUCCCACAAGUACAAGCAGCAAAAAAACAACGUACAGCACAAUAGUAGAUAUUGCUUCCUCCUAAGUUGGAGCAGGAGAGACUUCUAAAGGGAUUAUGUUCAGAAAAUAGCUUUGUUCUCCUCGUGAACUUAUUUUAUUGUCUUGGAAGAUGGAGUCGGAAGCUAGCCUCGAACAAUCACUAGCUGAUUAUGACGCUCAAAUAGCUCAGUUGGAAGCAGUGGCAGGUUCAGUCACCGAUGGUCAGGUGCCUGCUGAUCUGCAAGAGUUACUUGAGCAACUCCGUGAGCUACGCAAACUAACGGAAGAAAGCUUGCUUAUUGCCAAGAAGAACCGACUGCUUCAGAUGUUGUCCGAAAAUGAUGAGCCUAGUUCCAGCCAGCCAUCUUCACUUGCAGCACAACCUCCGUGUCCAUCGAACCAGACUGUUGCUGAGGCAAGCAGUGCUGCUGCACAACCUAGUGCAGGUGAUGGUGAUGGUAGCGGUGACAGUGGUGCGCCUAUUCCUGGUAGUGAUGCAGAUAUUCUCGGAAUGAAAUGCCGCGCGCCAUUGGUACAGUCCUGGGGUGCUACACAAUACUACAAUGCUAUGAUCUACGGUGCUGAAGAGCCGGAUAGCGAAGGCAAUGAUCAGGUUAGAGUUCUGUUCACUCACCCAACACACAUGCCCAUCAAGCCUUGUCCUCAUUUCCUGGAGGGAAAGUGUCGCUUUGAUGACGGAAAAUGCAGGAGUUCCCAUGGUCAUGUUGUACUUGUGUCAAGUUUAGAACCGUACAAGGAACCGGACUUCAGCUUGUUACGAGUUGGUGCGAAUAUUUGGGCGAAAUACGAACAUGAUGACCUAUGGUACGAGGCGACGGUAUUAGCGUCGAAGCAAGACAAUCGCUGGCUUGUCCUCUACACUGCGUACAAUGAGACUUCCGUUAUACCAGCAGAAUACAUCUUUCCACAAGACCUUGCAGAUCAGUGUGAUGGAGAUGGGAGUGACGAUGGCUAUGAUGUCACUUUCUCUAGCAGUGCUACACUUGCACAGCAGCACGAGACAGAGGAGCAUAGUGCUGGAUGGCAUAUGUCCGGUGCUAAGCGUGCACUGGGAGACUGGGAGAAAUACACGUCGGGAUUUGGAAGUAAGAUGCUGAGUAAAAUGGGAUAUGUAGCUGGACACGGUCUUGGCAAAGAUCUUGAAGGCCGCGUGGAGCCAGUGAAAAUCGAGGUGUUACCACCAGGCCACUCACUGGACAUGUGUGCAGAGAUGAGAGAAAAAGGACAACUGGAUCGGUUGCAGCAGAAGAGAGAGCAGAAAGGACGGAUGAUGCAGAAGGCCAAUGAACAAUUAGUCGAGGAGGAGGAUUCUCAUGAUGUGUUUGGUUUGAUCAAUGAGCUAUGUGCCACCGGCAAGGACACAGAUCGAGGUAAACACAAGGCAAAACCCGGAAAAGAUGAAGAUCGCAAGCUGGACAAGAAAUCACUCAACAUCAAGAUAUUUCAGAACCAGGAGGAUAUGAAGAACGCGAAAAAGAAGUUAGCCGGUUAUCAGCAAGCUCUGAAGCGGAAUGUUGGAACGCAAAUGCAAAAGCAGUAUGAGAGUAAGAUUGCUGCUGCCCAACAAGAACUGAAGGGUCUUGAGUCGCGUGAGCAGUCUCUACAGCAGCAACAACAGCGCAACACCGCGCACAAGAAACUCACUGUCUUCUAGCUUUGAGGGAGCAUGCAAGCCAGAAUGCGAUGUGCACUCUCGUUCCCACAGUAGGACAUUGUCGCAUUGGACAGAUGAACAGUGCGUGCUAGGUAAAGUACAACAUGUGCUUUACUCCUUCUUCGGAUUUCGUAGCUGUAUUGGUAACCUGCGCACAUCACUUGAGCCUAUUCUGUAUUGCUGUGUAUGUGUGUAUUUGCUUGCUCCAUGUAUUGCUAAUUAUUCUACGUGCAGCAAUGGCGAUGCUGGUCAUCACUCAUUGCUGCUCUGUCUACCGUAUUAUACUCCAGGACUGGUGCCUGCCACUCAUUUCGCCUAUUCAGAUUUAACGUACUCAAGUACUAUGUAAGCGGAAAUUCAAAGGCAGCCCCUGUGUUCAAGAAAACGGGGAGGUGGGAGAGUCUGCUUUUGUAAUCUUACAACAGAUGGGUCUCUCUGUUAGCAUGAUGGUGAUACUAUGAGCUUUGCGCUCUAAAGCAAUGUGAUGGCCUGGGGUAUGCAGCUAGCCAGCUAACCAGUGUAAAUACUAGCUGCAGUAUCAAUGUAACAUUUACAUAAUUUAGUUUCACCUGAGUGACCCACGACGAAAAAGUGUAUUUGUCUGACUGAACCACUGACUCAAAUUGGCCGUUUGGGUCAGGAAAGUGUUCAGGGUGAAAGGCGCGUACAGUGUUGCUCAAUGAGGUCCGAUCGCGAGUCAAGCGUGUGCCCUGCAUCAGUUCACCACCCAGUGUUCACAGGUCUGGUGCUGCUCAGCGCCUGGCGUGACAUUGACUCGCACGAUUGGAUUUCAGUGUGCAGCGCAGUACACAUGGUACAUGUAUGAUGUAGGGGAUAGUGUGACAUUUGCACGUGCUCUAGACUAUAAAGCGUGAUGGGAGCUGAUACAUACUAUUAUGCUGUGGCGCGAAGACCCGGAUGUGAUGUAGUGUGAACAAGGCGCUCGAAAGGACUUUUCAUACGUCCCAGGUAUCCGUUUCCUAACCUUCACACCUGCCGUUCACCUCACUCUUCACUGCUGCACUGUGGGUGUGCGUAAAGCUCUUCGUGUAAAUCUCUCUCUCUCUCUUUACCUAGCUCAAA
This is a messenger RNA of Sycon ciliatum, 2872 nucleotides long. Its product is annotated as zinc finger CCCH-type with G patch domain-containing protein-like. Gene Ontology annotation, biological process: negative regulation of transcription by RNA polymerase II. Lineage: Eukaryota; Metazoa; Porifera; Calcarea; Leucosolenida; Sycettidae. The transcript is spliced from 17 exons. Gene Ontology annotation, cellular component: nucleus. The record is from RefSeq and is a predicted model, not a curated record. The coding region runs from base 245 to 1789 and encodes 514 amino acids. Gene Ontology annotation, molecular function: metal ion binding; RNA polymerase II cis-regulatory region sequence-specific DNA binding; DNA-binding transcription repressor activity, RNA polymerase II-specific.